UUCAAAAAACUAAAUCAAAUAGACAGUAAUGUGGAAGAACCUAACACUGUGGAAUCAGCAUGCCAUAAACUAGACCAUAGGACUCUGGAUGAAAAUGGUAUACAGGGUGAAUUCACAGCUGCUAGCCAAUCUAUGGAUGGAUUGCACAAGAUCAGGCUAAACUAUAGUGAAGACUCAGCUGAUGGCAGUAAGCUAAAUGAAGAUGAGCUUAUAGAUUUUUCUGAAGACCAAGAUAACCAGGAAGACAGUAGUGAUGAUGGAGGCCUUGUAGAUGACAACUGUAAUUCAGAAAUGGGACAGUGGCACCUGAAGCCUACUAUCUGCAAACAGCCCUGCAUAUUGCUUAUGGACUCACUGAGGGGCCCUUCCCGCUCGAAUGUUGUGAAAACACUGAGGGAAUAUUUAGAAGUGGAAUGGGAAGUCAGGAAAGGCAACAAAAGAAGCUUUUCUAAAGAUGUCAUGAAAGGUUCCAACCCAAAAGUGCCACAACAGAACAACUUCAGUGAUUGUGGAGUGUACAUACUGCAGUAUGUGGAGAGCUUUUUUGAGAAUCCAAUUCUGAGUUUUGAACUACCAAUGAACUUAACAGACUGGUUUCCACGCCCAAGAAUGAAAACCAAAAGAGAAGAAAUAAGGAAAAUAAUCCUGAAGCUGCAGGAACAGCAAAACAAAGAAAAGAAGGGACAAAAGGACCCAAGUCUGAUGGAAAGAUCUUUGCAGGAAAAAACAGAACAACUUCUCAACAGCAGCUCAGACUGAAUGUUGUAUCUGUUGCAUGUUAGCUCUACAAUCAGAACUGAAAUAUACAUUUUUGUCUGCCCAGACUAAAGAUUUGGCAUAUUCUCUGCUCAAAGUUACUUGGGAAUGUUUAAUGCCUGUAUAAAUGUGUGUCAUAAAAUGAUUUAAUUCCCACAAAGAUGUGUAUUAAGUAAGCAAGUCUGUACAUAUGUUAAUGAGGCCAACUUUUUCAGCAUUUGUAAUUACUUUUUUCCACUUGUUAGGGAGCUUUUGUUAUGUAUUUCUGUUAAUAGAACUUAAAUAGCAACUUCUAAACAUAAAGCAAAUAAAGAAAAUAUUUAUAGGAUAAAA
This is a messenger RNA of Chaetura pelagica (chimney swift), 1089 nucleotides long. RefSeq names its product sentrin-specific protease 6-like. Bases 133 to 759 code for a protein of 208 amino acids. The transcript has 6 exons. Gene Ontology annotation, biological process: regulation of kinetochore assembly; regulation of spindle assembly; protein desumoylation. Lineage: Eukaryota; Metazoa; Chordata; Aves; Apodiformes; Apodidae. Gene Ontology annotation, molecular function: SUMO-specific endopeptidase activity. The record is from RefSeq and is a predicted model, not a curated record. Gene Ontology annotation, cellular component: cytoplasm; nucleus.